AUGAAGUUCAACCCACGUGUCAGCUCACAACCACGCAAGGCUCGCAAGGCGUUCUAUAAUGCGAACAAGAACCAACGCCGCAUCCUCAUGUCAGCUCGCUUGAGCAAGGAAUUGAGAGAGAAGUACACCGUGAAGGCUCUCCCAAUCCACAAGGAUGACGAGGUGAAAAUUAUUAGAGGACAUCAAAAAAUUGCAGGGAAGGUGACUGGUGUCAGAAGAAGCCAAUAUGUCAUCUAUAUUGAUAAACUCACAAAAACUAAGAACAACGGCCAAACCGUCCAAGUCCCAGUCCACGUUGCUAAUGUCGAAAUCACUAAGCCAUUCUUGAACAAAGACAGAGAAGCUCUCUUGAAGAAGAGAGGUGACGCUGCUAAGGCUUACAAGGAAUCAGUCGCUAAGAAGAACGAACAAGUCGAAGAGGUCUUCAAAAAGGCAUACCCAACCCUCUCAUUCGAUAUCUUCAGCUCAAAGAACAAGGUCGAGGCUAUCAAGGAAAAGAAACCACUCAGACUUGCUUCAAGAUUGAUCGCCGUCAAAGCUAUGGCUAACGCUGAUAGAGCUAAAUACACCGCUUCUUUGAAAUUGAAGAACGCUAGAGAUCAACUCGCUGCUUAUAAGGCUGCUCUUGCUAAGAAAAUCGCUAAGUAA
Entamoeba invadens IP1 is the source of this 648-nucleotide messenger RNA. RefSeq names its product 60S ribosomal protein L26, putative. Gene Ontology annotation, molecular function: structural constituent of ribosome; RNA binding. The record is from RefSeq and is a predicted model, not a curated record. Gene Ontology annotation, biological process: ribosomal large subunit biogenesis; cytoplasmic translation. NCBI's taxonomy places the organism in Eukaryota, Evosea, Mastigamoebida, Endamoebidae. The transcript has a single exon. Gene Ontology annotation, cellular component: cytosolic large ribosomal subunit. The coding region runs from base 1 to 648 and encodes 215 amino acids.